CACAACCUCCGCCCAACUCGCUCUUUAACUACAGCACCAAACUCUAACCUCCAAUCCAAAACCCCAAAACACAAAACCACCGCCAUCAUGCCAAUUAAAGCCGUAAUGGGAGGCGGGGGCUUCAACCCCUGGGGCGAACUCUCCAACCCAGACGCCCUAACAAAGGUCUUCUCGAUCCUCAAAUCCGCCGGCGUGACAACAAUCGACACAGCUCGUCUCUACGCCGGCUCCGAGGAAAUGAUCGGUGCAACACCCGGUCACGAAACCUUUACCAUCGACACGAAAAUGCUGGGUGGCUUCGGAGAAGAUUGUGCUAAAAAGGACGACAUCAUCGCCGCUGUCCAGGAUUCCCUGAACAAGUGCAAGAUCUCCCAAUUUGACAUUGUGUACAUCCACGCCCCGUCUCGCGACGUACAGUUUGAAGAGUCGGCAGAAGGGAUAAACGAGUGCUACAAAAAGGGCCAGUUUAAGCGCUUCGGGCUCAGCAAUUUUACAGCCGAGGAGGUGCAGAAAAUGUACGACAUUUGCAAGGACAAAGGGUAUGUGGUGCCGAGUGUUUAUCAGGGGAAUUAUAACCCUGUGGCGAGGAAGGCGGAGACGUUACUCUUCCCCACGCUGAGGAAGCUCGGGUUUGCGUUUUAUGCGUAUAGUCCCAUUGCAGGCGGAUUCCUGACCAAGACGAGGAAGCAGAUCGAAGACGGGGUCGGCAGGUUUAGUGCGGAGGCAAUUGGCGGUCUGUAUCGUCGGCUGUACAAUCGGCCAAGUUUUUUGGAUGCGUUGGCCGAGUGGAAUGCGGUUGCACAAGAGGAGGGCGUGUCUACGGCGGAGUUGGCGUAUCGGUGGGUUGGGUACAACUCUGCGCUCAAGGAGGGGCUGGGCGAUGCAGUCAUCUUUGGGGCGAGCAAGAUUAAGCAGGUGGAGGAGACGACGGCGUGGUUGGCGAAGGGAGGGUUGAGUGAGAAGGCGGUGCAGAGGAUUGAGGCGAUUUGGAAGAGUGUGGAGAAGGAGGCUCCUGUUGAUAACUUCCAGGAGUAGCAAGGGGCAGGGCCAGGUCGGGGUCGGAGCCGAUACAAGGACCUUCCGGAUAGGUUCCGGGCCACCCGAGGUGGAACGAUUCAU
Lindgomyces ingoldianus is the source of this 1119-nucleotide messenger RNA. Its product is annotated as Aldo/keto reductase. The transcript has a single exon. The record is from RefSeq and is a predicted model, not a curated record. Gene Ontology annotation, cellular component: cytosol. NCBI's taxonomy places the organism in Eukaryota, Fungi, Ascomycota, Dothideomycetes, Pleosporales, Lindgomycetaceae. Gene Ontology annotation, molecular function: oxidoreductase activity. The coding region runs from base 88 to 1035 and encodes 315 amino acids.